UCAAUUGUUCCAUUGCUGAGCAUUUGUGAUUUGCGGGUUUAGUUGAACCCUAAAGUUAUAAAAAGUGAGCGGAAAGCACUAAACCCAAACUGAAGUCGCCGCUUGGACAUAAACCCUAAAACUGUAGCUGCAACAAACGUAUAAAUUGUUGCGACAAUACAGCCAUAGAUAUCUCCCACCAUUUCCAACAAGAAUAGGAUGACAAACAAUCCUAUUGGAGGAGCUACGAGUGAGGCGGCGGCUGAAAAUGUGGAAGGAGAUGUUGUUGUGCUUGGAGCGAAUGGCGAUGAGGAGGAGAUGACGGAUGUUGUUUUGAAUUCGAAUCGGAGCGGAGAAGAGGUGGAGGUUCAAUUGAUUGGGAAGAGUGGUGGAGAGGAAGAGAUUGAGCCGAAAGCCACUGAGGUUGUGAUUAAUCGCGAGGUUGUUGGAGGAGUGAUUAAUCGAAAGAUGGAGGAUGAGGAGAAGGAGAAGUGUGGGGUAGGAUCGAAUGGGAUGCGGAGUGAGGUGGAGGAGAAGGUGGAGGUUCAAGUGAUUGGGAAGAGUGGCGGAGAGGAAGAGAUUGAGCCGAAAGCCAUGGAGGUUGUGAUUAAUCGCGAGUUUGUUGGAGGAGUGAGUGAUCGAAAGACGGAGGAUAAGGAGGAGGUCAAGUGUGAGGUAGGAUCAAAUGGGAUGCGGAGUGAGGUGGAGGAGAAGGUGGAGGUUCAAGUGAUUGGGAAGAGUGGCGGAGAGGAAGAGAUUGAUCCAAAGGCGAAGACGAAGGAGAAGGAGGAGAAGUGUGAGGCAGGAUUGAAUGGGGUGAGUAGUGAGGAGAAACUAGGUGAUAAAAAGGGGGAGGUGGAAGGUAGUGAUAUUAGGGGUUUGGUUGAGGGCCAAGGCGGUGGAGGUGGUGCGAAGGUGACGAAAGCAGAGAAGAGGAAAAGGAGGAGGAUGGCGAGAUUAGCGGAAGAACUGACGAAUGUCAAGAAGAGGAGAAUUAGUGGGAACUACGAGAGAGGAAUUAAUGGGGAAGUGAAUGAUAAGAUGGACGUAGAUGCCGUUGAGGAUAUGGAUUUGGGGAGUAUCAAGGUGUCGGCGAGGCAGAGGCUUGUUCGGAGGUCAUUAAGAAUAGCUAGUCAGAUUAAGCUGGGGGGCAAAAUAGAUUAUACACAGCCGGAUGGAAAUGAGGGAGACUCGACUAAUGUUGAAAAGCAGGUUGGAGAAGCUAGCGGGAAGGAUGACUUGCAAGAAGACCGGGAGAAAGAAAUUAAGGGGGAAUUAAAAAAUUCAAAACAACCAAAGCAGAUAAAUAAGGGAGGAAAGAAGUGUAGACCAGCUAUGCAAAGGAGGCAGGAGCGUCUGGCGAAACAACAAGCUGCUCGAGAUUCUCGGGCUAAAUUAAUAUCUGUACUUAGACGGUUCGAUGCUUCUGAUGAUCAAGAGUACAGAUUUGAUGUCUCUUUAACAAGAGCGGAGCGUAGUGAAGUCCAUUUGUUGUGCAGUAAGAUGGGUCUGGCGUCGAGAAGCUCCGGGAGUGGGCGUGGACGACGCAUUACUGUUUACAAGCGUAGAGUGAGGGCUAAAAAGAUAAGGGAGAAUAAUAUCACUCGCUUUACGUUAUCUGAAGAGGCAAAAGAUGUUUCACUGAACUUAUUCACACGGUAUCCACCAUAUGAUUGUGGAUCGGGUGACAAGAUGGUUGGGAAAUUUGUUGAAAAAACGAGCAGAAGACAAGGACCAGAUCCUUUUUUUAGCAGGCCUUUAAUGAGCAAGUUUGAUAUUAAAAGGAAGGUGGAACUACUUACCAAUAAACUGGAAAGUGACCCGAAAUUGAAAAAGAUUACUGAAAAGAGGACUAAGCUUCCAAUUGCAUCUUUUAGGGAUGCCAUCACAUCAGCUAUAGAUUCUCAUCAGGUGGUGCUUAUAUCUGGUGAAACUGGAUGCGGAAAAACCACACAGGUCCCACAAUAUGUGUUGGACCAUGUAUGGAGUAAAAGUAAGACAUGUAAGAUAGUCUGUACUCAACCACGGAGAAUUUCAGCAGUUUCAGUUGCUGGAAGGAUUGCUUCAGAAAGAGGCGAAAGUAUAGGAAACAGUGUUGGGUACAAGAUUAAGAUGGAGAGUGAAGGUGGGAGAAAUUCAUCUAUAAUAUUUUGCACUACCGGAGUCCUCUUAAGGCUUUUGGUUAAUAUGGGAAGCAACAAUCUAGGAAAGGAAUCUUCCAAAACUAGGGAUGCUAUUACUGGGCCUGACGGCAUAACACACAUUAUUGUGGAUGAAGUUCAUGAACGUGAUCAUUUCUCAGAUUUACUGCUAGCAAUUGUCAGAGAUCUGCUUCCUUCAAAGCCUAACAUACGUCUUGUACUGAUGAGUGCUACAAUUGAUGCUGAAAGGUUUUCACAAUAUUUUGGUGGCUGCCCAGUCAUAAGAGUUCCUGGGUUCACUUAUCCUGUUAAAACAUUUUAUCUGGAGGAUAUACUUUCUAUACUGAAAUCCAAUGAAAAUAAUCACCUUGAAAGUGCUUCAAGAUUAGUUACAAGUGAGAAUAUCUUGUUGUCAGAGGAAUAUAGAGCUGUUAUAGAUGACACUAUUACUUUGGCUUGGUCCAAUGAUGAGUAUGAGCCCCUCCUUGACUUGGUUACAGCUGAAGUAGGGUUUAAUAUAUUAGAUUUUCAGCAUUCAACAACUGGAGUAACUCCAUUAAUGGUCUUCGCCAAAAAAGGCAGAGUUGGAGAGCUUUGCAUGACCCUUUCUCUGGGUGCGGAUUACUCUUUACAAGAUAAUGAUGGAGCAACAGCACUUGAGUGGGCCGAACGAGAGAACCAGAAGGAAGCUGCUGAGAUUUUGAAGAAACACAUGGAAAAACAAGUUGCGAAUACUGAGCAAAAAGAGUGUUUACUUGACCAAUAUCUUGCAAAUGUCAAUUCUGAGCUAGUUGAUUUUGUCCUCAUAGAAAAAUUGUUAAAGAAAAUUUGCACUGACUCGACUGAUGGAGCCAUCCUUGUUUUUCUUACUGGGUGGGAUGAUAUACAGAGAACAAUAGAAAGAUUAAAGCGAAACUCCUUCUUCAGUGAUGCUUCUAAGUUUUUACUUUUAGCUCUUCACUCUAAGGUCCCUUCCAUAGAACAAAAGAAAGUUUUUGAAAGGCCGCCACCUGGUUGUCGCAAAAUUGUUCUUUCAACUAACAUUGCUGAGUCGUCCAUCACCAUUGAUGAUGUUGUUUACGUUAUAAACAGUGGUAGAAUGAAAGAGAAAAGUUACGACCCUAGUAUUAAUGUAUCAACACUCCUUUCUUCUUGGAUUUCAAAAGCGAGUGCAAAGCAGCGAGCUGGACGUGCUGGGCGCUGUCAGCCAGGUAUCUGUUAUCAUUUAUAUUCGAAAAUCAAAGAAGCCUCGUUUUUGGAUUUUCAAGUUCCCGAGGUUAGGAGAAUGCCUCUUGAAGAACUUUGUCUACAGAUCAAGAUUCUUGAUCCAGCCCGCAAGAUUGGUGAGUUUUUAGAAAAGUUGUUGGACCCUCCUGCUACUCAGAGCGUGACAAAUGCGAUCAGUAUUCUUGAAGAACUUGGGGCCUUGUCACCUGAUGAAGAACUCACCGAGCUUGGAAAUAAGCUAGGUUCUUUUCCAGUGCAUCCAGUACUGACCAAGAUGCUUCUCUUUGCCAUUUUAUUGAACUGCCUUGAUCCUGCUUUAACUCUAGCUUGUGUCUCAAGUUAUAGAGAUCCAUUUAAUCAACCCAUGGAUCCUAUUGAAAAAAAGAAAGCUAUAUCCGCUAAAUUGGAGCUAGCUUCGCUGUAUGGUGGGCAUGGUGAUCAACUCGCGGUAAUAGCUGCAUUUGAAUGCUGGAAGAUAGCCCAGGAAAAGGGUCAAGGAGCAAGUUUUUGUUCAAGGUACUAUCUGUCUCCUGGCAUCAUGAAAAUGGUGUCCAGAAUGCGUAAGAAAUUCCUGAGUGAGUUAUAUAGAAAAAGGUUUAUUCCCAAAGACGGCCCUUGUUGUAGCCUUAAUGCCCAUGACCCUGGUAUACGCAAUGCUGUGCUCCUUGCUGGUUUCUAUCCAAUGGUGGGAAAGUUGCCUCUGAAUAAACGUGGACAGAAAGGUAUUGUGGAGACUGCUGGUGGUGUGAAGGUUCGAUUGACUUCUUCUUCAUCCAAUUAUAUGUUAGCUUCUGAUGGUUCUGAACCAUUAAUCAUAUUCGAUGAGAUAAUCCGUGGAGAUGCGGGUUUGCUUGUUAAGAACUGUAGUGUCAUUGGUCCGCUUCCAUUACUGUUGCUGGCAAAAGAGAUUAUGGUGGCUCCUUGUGAAGAGGAUGAUAAAAACAAAGGGGGUACUGCACCUGAAUUUUCUGGCAAGGACACUGAGGAUGACAAUGAAGUGCACAAGCAUAAAGACUCCCCUGUAGGACAGACAAUUAUGUCAAGUCCUAGUAAUAUAGUAAAGGUAGUUGUUGAUCGGUGGCUAACUUUUGAGUCGACAGCUCUUGAUGUUGCUCAGAUAUGCUGCUUAAGAGAGAGAUUCUCUUCAGCAACCUUGUUCAAGAUUAGGAAUUCAUUUGGGACUCAGUCGAAGAUUGCUGAUGACUCCAUACAGUCAGUAGCUCGUAUUCUAUCAUAUGACGGACUAUCUGGUAUUCCCUCAACAUUAAAAUAUAAGAACCAGCAGACUUCAGAAACUAGUGCACCUGAAGCUGAACAGUCGGAACUUGUACGAGAGAAAGGAACUUCGAGCCAAGACUUUUGUUUAACUUCUCUUAUGCAGCAAUACCACUCACAGAAUUGCAUGCGUCAUCAAGGAGAUGAAGAGCCUCAUCAUGGAGUUAAAGAAUCUAAAUCCGCGAAGCCUCAUCAUGGAAGUAAAACAUCUAAAUCCAGGAAGCUUCACCAUGGAGGUAAAGCGUCAGGGUCCAUGAAAAGGGAUAAGUCUGACCAACCUGGUUAUUGUCACAAGCAACUACCACCUUCUGAAUUGACAAUACCAAAAUGUAUUUAGUAUUUGAAUCGGACUGCCAAUUUUUAGUGACAGAUAACCGGUUCAAACCGCCAUCACCUGAAUCUUGCAAACUCUGACAUUUCUCAGUAAUUAGAAAUUCAGGAUUUUUUAAAAAAAUUUGUGGUUUGAAAAGAUGUACCAUCGAGAAAGGCAAUUGAAUGGUAAUAUACUAGUAUAUGUAAUUGGAUGCUCAGCCAAUAUCUUAAAGUUGGAGUGUACGUUUUUGAA
Messenger RNA from Daucus carota subsp. sativus, 5187 nucleotides. Its product is annotated as DExH-box ATP-dependent RNA helicase DExH6. Lineage: Eukaryota; Viridiplantae; Streptophyta; Magnoliopsida; Apiales; Apiaceae. The coding region runs from base 199 to 4959 and encodes 1586 amino acids. The transcript has 14 exons. The record is from RefSeq and is a predicted model, not a curated record. Gene Ontology annotation, cellular component: intracellular anatomical structure. Gene Ontology annotation, molecular function: helicase activity; RNA binding; ATP binding.